GUCGCUGGACCUGUGAAGUCAGACUCCACUGCGAACGAAACUUGAUUUAAUGACAAUGAAUUCUGAAAGCAAAACACAGCGCUGCACAAGGACUUAGAGAUAAGUAGGAAAGUCUGGUAAAGUAUGACGGUUGUGUUGCUGAUAGAUGUUAUGGUAGUAUUGUGUUCCUUGUGUCCUGGCGUCUGCUGGUCCGUUUUCGGCCCGUGGCGAUGCUAGCAGUAGUUCAUUGCUAUAGCGCCAUAUGGAUCCAUCUUACCCAGUGUUUCCCACCCACUAUUAUGUGCAAUCCGAGGCGCUAGUCUCCGAAAACCAUAUCUUGGGGAUUCCGGGGUUGGCACACCGUUUCUGGAUCGUUGCCGGCAUUGCUAUCACGCCCAUCGGUCCGCCCGUCUUACUAUUAGUAGAACCUCGACUCCGGAUAUUACGGUUCCAAAGCAGUGCUGUGAGGCCUUUAAAUGACCUCUUUAUUGGAUACUGUACGUACCAAGCCCGCGUGUUAACGGCAACCUUCAUAGACUGCAUACAUGUAGCGACGCCGACAUCCAGGUUCAAAUGCGACGGACCUGCAUCUUGUAUGCACUUGUCGCACGUGUGUCUCUCAUUGGCGUAUUGUUAUCAGACACCGCAGGGCGCCAAACUCUAAGAGGCAGUUGCCGAGAAUGGGGCACGGCCAUUGCCAAGGCCGCCAAGUCUCAGCGAGAGUG
Messenger RNA from Alternaria alternata, 704 nucleotides. RefSeq lists its product as hypothetical. The record is from RefSeq and is a predicted model, not a curated record. The transcript has a single exon. Bases 242 to 643 code for a protein of 133 amino acids. Lineage: Eukaryota; Fungi; Ascomycota; Dothideomycetes; Pleosporales; Pleosporaceae.